Molecule: messenger RNA, 2565 nt
Organism: Dryobates pubescens (Downy woodpecker)
Lineage: Eukaryota; Metazoa; Chordata; Aves; Piciformes; Picidae
Gene: MSANTD4
Product: Myb/SANT DNA binding domain containing 4 with coiled-coils
Exons: 2
Coding region: 152-1189 (345 amino acids)
Source: RefSeq, a predicted model, not a curated record
AAUAAGAAAAUACUGCAAAGUGAAGAGAAAAUUCACAAGAAUUGAGUUCUGCUUUCAUUGGCCUUUAAAUCUUGUUUGUGUUAAUAACCGAGUAGUGUCAGAUCAUCUCUGUGUCUGCUGUGGUGAAAUUAUUAGGUUAAAGCUGGAAAAAAUGAAACAGUUAAAAAGAAAAAGAAAAAGCAAUUUUAGUGUUCAGGAAACUCAAACUCUUCUUAAGGAAAUCAGGAAAAGGAGAGAAGUACUCUUUUCAAAGCAACUUAAUACAACAAUUAAUGAGAUGAAACGGAAAGCUUGGGAGGAAAUAGCAGAGUGUGUAAACGCAGUAGGUGAAGGAGAGCAAAGGACAGGGACGGAGGUGAAAAGGCGAUACCUUGACUGGAGAGCACUCAUGAAGAGAAAACGUCUGAAUGCAAACAUCAAAGUCGUAGGUGCUGGGUUCCAUCUUCCUUCAUCCAAUUUAGAUGACUCUCUCAAUGAAGACAUGGAUGAGAAAAUGGGGUUUGCAAUUGAAUCUAGUUUUGAAUGGCAAAAUAUCACUGACUUUAGAGAAGCUGGUGGAUCUUUGACAGAAGUCAAAGUAGAAGAGGAAGAGGAGGAUCCUCAGAAUUUUGAAUUUCCUAUUGAGGAAGAAGAAGAAAUUUUGUCAUCGGUUUUGCCAGAUUCAAAGAAGGAAAACGACCUACCAGACUUCCCUCACAUUGAAGAGUUUGGAAAUCUGAGCUCUGCUCAAGCUAGGCUAGCCUAUGAAGAUUCUCACUUGCUUAUAAAUCUGGAGAAGCAAAAGGUGGAGCUGGAGAAGCAGCGGCUGGACAUCGAAGCUGAAAGGUUGCAGGUAGAGAAGGAGCGGCUGCAAAUCGAAAAGGAACGGUUGCGGCACGUCGACUUGGAGCGCGAGAGACUGCAGAUUGAGAAGGAGCGGCUGCAGAUUGAGUGGGAGAAACUCCGGCUAGAGACUCUGCAUGCCGAGAAACCUGCUGUGGAAAAUGACCUCACCCAAACAGAAAAACCCAUCAUGCAGCCUCUGGAUCUAGAAACUGAGAAGUUAAAACUUGAAAAGGAACGUUUGCAGUUAGAGAAGGAGAGGCUGCAGUUCCUGAAGUUUGAGUCAGAGAAGCUGCAGAUCGAGAAGGAACGCUUGCAAGUGGAGAAGGAGCGCCUUCGAAUUCAGAGGGAGGGUCACUUGCAGUGAGCUUCGUGACCGAAGUGUCAGCAUUAGUGUUUUGAUGUUUGUAAAAUAGAGGUAGUUCUUUUCUUAAUGCUGAAACUGUCCUAGAGGCUUAACAUUCUUCUGUUCAGAGUAGAAUGUUGAUGUUAAAACUAAAAGAGGAAAAAAAACCAAGGAAAAAAAAAAUGGUGCUCAGUAUGUCAGUGUGCCUACUUAAAUGAUCUUGUGUGAAAUUCCUUUUCAGUGUAUCAGAACUAAGUGUUAUGUUCUCUUGUCUUCAGUAUUGUGUUGUAUUAGUUUGGUGUCCUCCUCUCAUAGACACAUUGAGAAGAAUCAAGGCUGAAGCUUGUGCUUUCUUCACUGUACUAACAGUAAAGAAUUAGAAUAAAUCAACAUAUGUUGUGAGGGCAUGGUGCUAAUGUUAGCCCACACAGUAAAGAAGUAUAAAUUAGACAGAACACAGUAACACAGAGUCAUGAGGUGACUCACUACAUUUAAUUUCUCUCUUUGUUUUUUUUUUUUUCCCACUCCCACAAUUGGGAAAAGAGUUCAAGAAUUAUCUGAAAGUUGAAGUACAUACUUUAAGUUAAAUUCACUCCAGUUUUGUUUACCAUUGUUCCAUUGCUUGAACGGAAGGGGGAGUGCAGAACACAGUGCAUUUCCUUUUGCAUGAAGUAUUCAUGCUGUAGAUAAAGUUACACAUCAGUCAUACCUACUAUAAGCUGAACUGUUGGUUGCACCAGGUCAGCAAUGAUGCUAUUUGGAAUAUAGCACCUGUCUUAUUGUAGCAUAGGGACUUGCCAAACAUGCUGUCUGAUGAGUCUGUGAUGACCCCUUGAAAUAAAUUGCUAGACCUGGUUUGUUCCUUGAAAGAGAGUAGCUGGUGAUGGGAGUCUCUGGUGUGGAGACACAACAGGCUGAGCACAAAGUAGCACUGAUCUUGAACACCCUUGAGAUUACUUCUGCCUGCCCAGCACUGAGGUCAUGUGAGGCAGCCAGAAGAGACUUCUAUGGCUGACACCAUAUAGUAUGUUUUAAAGAGUCAAACAGAAAUUAUCAGUGCUGAAGACUGUCAGUAUUUUUCAUAAGCAAUGUGUUAGUGUAAAAUAAUUUUUAAAACCCAAGAAACAAAAAAGCUUUCUAUUAUUUCCUGUGUGUUUAAAUCCCAACUGAGCCAGACUUCACAUUUCUUGUAUUUCUGCAAGUAACUCUCUUCUGUUCACUCCAUUUGAUACUUAGGACUGUGAGAAUAUGGAGUCUGAAUAUGUGUUGAGUGACUUACAUGGAUUCUUGUGCAAGUAAAUAUAUUUAUACCACUACAGGAUUACUUUUAUUCACAAAGAAAAUGUUAUUUUUUUAUUGCCAAAACAAGUGUGCUUCUACAGUGGAAAUAAAUUUGA